UUCAUCAUCUUCGUUUUCGCAUCAUCUUCUCUAUCUCUCGUCGUCUGCAGAAUAACCCUUUGCAGGUAAUGAUGGAUGGUAUCAGGAGAAAGAAUCACAGCUUCUUCUUCUUCUUCCUCCUCUGUUUCUCAUCUAUUAACCGUCUCUCCCAUGGCGGCAACACCAUCUCUGCAAAUGAAACCCUUUCCGGAGACCAAACAAUCAUUUCAUCAAGUGGGAUCUUUGUAUUGGGUUUCUUCAACCCAGGUAACUCCACCAAAAACUACAUAGGAAUGUGGUACAACAAUAUCACACCGCAAACCGUAGUUUGGGUAGCAAACAGAGAAACACCCAUCUCAGAUAGAUACUCUUCUUCCCUAAGAAUCCUCAACGGCAGUUUAGUUCUUCUCAACGAAUCUCAAUCACCCAUCUGGUCUACCACUCACGACACCCCCAAUUUCUCACCUCCAUUAGAAGCGAUCUUGGGUGAUGAUGGUAAUUUGGUUUUAAAAGACAGGUCAAACUCGACUGUCUGGCAAAGCUUUGAUCACCCAGUUCAUACAUGGUUACCCGGAGGAAAGAUUUCAUAUAACAAACGAACUAACACCCAUCAAAUCCUCACUUCCUGGAAAAACUCUGAAGAUCCUUCCCCUGGUUUAUAUUCACUUGAACUGGAUGCUAAUAACAGUCAAUAUCUUAUUAAAUGGAAUCGAUCGGAGCAGUACUGGACUAGCGGACCAUGGAAUGGUGAGAUCUUUAGUUUGGUCCCUGAAAUGAGGAAUACGUUUCUCUACAACUUCACCUAUGUUAGUAAUGAGAAUGAAUCUUACUUUACUUAUUCCAUGUAUAACCCUAAUGUUGUUUCUCGUUUCUAUAUGGAUGUAACUGGGCAAGUUAAGCAAGUAUCGUUAGUUAGUGGCGUUGGAUGGAAUUUGUUCUGGUCUCAGCCACGACAACAGUGUGAAGUUUAUGCUUAUUGUGGAACUUUUGGAGCUUGUAAUCAGAUUACUCUUCCGUUCUGCAAUUGCUUGAAGGGUUUUAAUCCGAAGUCACCGAAUGAUUGGAAUCUCGAAGAUUUUUCCGAUGGUUGUGUUAGGAACAUCGAAUUGCAGCAAUGUGGGAAUACUAAUGGUAAGAAAGAUGGGUUCAGGAUGUUACCAGGUAUGGGAUUGCCGGAGAAAUCAGUUUCUUGGUCGGUUGGAAGUGAAAAGGAAUGUGAAGCUUCCUGUCUGAAUAACUGUUCCUGCACUGCUUAUGCUUACGACAAUGGAUGUUUGAUUUGGGUUGAAGGACUCUUGAAUCUGCAGCAGUUAUCUCAGAACGACGGUAAUGGAAGGAGUAUUUAUAUCAGACUUGCCGCCGGCGAGCUUCCUAGUGGCAAGAGAAUGACCGGGAAAUUGAUCGGUGCUGUUGUGGGUUCUGUUUUUGUAGCUGUUUUGUGUCUGGUUUUGUUUGUUAUUUGGUGGGUGAGGAAGAGAUCGGUUGGAAAGUCGAAGAUGGAAGGGUCUUUGAUUGCGUUUGUAUAUAGAGAUUUGCAAAACGCAACUAAAAACUUCUCUGAGAAAUUGGGUGGAGGUGGAUUUGGGUCUGUUUUUAAAGGGAUGUUGCCUGAUUCAACUUUGAUAGCCGUUAAGAGACUCGAUAGUAUUAGUCAAGGAGAGAAACAGUUUCGAAUGGAAGUAAGCACUAUUGGUACCGUUCAACACGUUAACCUGGUCCGCCUUCGCGGGUUUUGCUCCCAAGGCGACAAGAAACUGCUCGUCUACGAUUACAUGCCAAACGGUUCACUCGAUUCCAUUCUUUUCCACAAAACCCUGGACUGGAAGAAACGUCAGCAAAUCGCAAUCGGAACUGCGCGUGGCCUGGCUUAUUUACACGAGGAAUGUCGAGAUUGCAUCGUCCACUGCGAUAUAAAGCCUGAAAACAUCCUUCUGGAUUCUGAAUUCUUCCCGAAGGUGGCUGAUUUCGGGCUGGCUAAGCUAAUUGGUCGAGAUUUCAGCAGGGUUUUGACUACAAUGAGAGGAACUAGAGGCUAUCUUGCUCCUGAAUGGAUAUCAGGACUAGCUAUAACGGCAAAAGCGGAUGUUUAUAGCUAUGGGAUGAUGUUAUUCGAGUUGAUAUCGGGAAGGAGGAACUCGGAAGGUUCUGAAGAUGGGAAGGUCAAGUUUUUUCCAACUUGGGCGGCCAAUUUGGCUAUAGAAGGGGGUGAUAUUUUGAACAUUUUGGAUGUUAGAUUGAAUAGAGAGACUGUUGAUCCUGAGGAGGUGCGGAGAAUUUGUAGGGUGGCUUGUUGGUGCAUACAAGACGAGGAAAGCGAUAGGCCGACAAUGGGACAAGUUGUUCAGAUUCUUGAAGGGGUUAUCGAUGUUAACCAGCCUCCGAUUCCUCGGUCUCUUCAAGUUAUUGUGGAUAGUGGGGAAGAUAUAGUUUUCUUUACAGAAUCAUCGGAGUCGUCGUCUUCAAACAAAAGCUCGCAAGUUCGAAGUAAUACUUCCUCUAAUCAUUCGCAGCUCAAAGGCACUGCUACAUUGUUGAUGAAUUCUGGGGCCUAAUUGAAUCAAUUAGGAUGAUACAUUGAUUAUUAUUAUUGUCACAAUUUGUUUUUAGGUCAUUUAUGUAUGAUUCUGGUUAGAAAAUGUGUUAUUAAAUUGAGCUGUUUCGGUUU
Messenger RNA from Impatiens glandulifera, 2644 nucleotides. Its product is annotated as G-type lectin S-receptor-like serine/threonine-protein kinase At2g19130. Gene Ontology annotation, biological process: protein phosphorylation; recognition of pollen. The record is from RefSeq and is a predicted model, not a curated record. Gene Ontology annotation, molecular function: protein serine/threonine kinase activity; ATP binding. The transcript has a single exon. Bases 69 to 2531 code for a protein of 820 amino acids. Lineage: Eukaryota; Viridiplantae; Streptophyta; Magnoliopsida; Ericales; Balsaminaceae.